CCAGUUGGGGCGGGGCCCGCGCCUGCGCACGGCGCUGCGUCGGGGCUGGGGGUAGACUUAUAUCCGCCGGGUCAGCUGACGGUCGUCUGCAUUGCAGCCUGCGGAAAGCAGCGGCGCCAUGUACCUUCUCGCCCUCCUCUCCGGCCUUCUGGUCACCGCUCUGACCAGCCCUGUCCAAGACCCGAAGAAAUGCUCUGGAGGAUCAGCAGUGCUGUGCAGAGAUGUGAAGACAGCAGUGGAUUGCGGUGCUCUAAAGCACUGCCAGCAACUGGUCUGGAGCAAGCCCACAGCAAAAUCCCUUCCAUGUGACAUAUGCAAAAUGGUUGUCACUGAAGCUGGGAACUUGCUGAAGAAAAAUGACACUCAGGAGGAGAUCCUUCAUUACCUGGAGAAGACCUGUGAGUGGAUUCAUGAGUCUAGCCUGUCCGCUUCAUGCAAGGAAGUGGUUGACUCUUACCUGCCUGUUAUCCUGGACAUGAUUAAGGGAGAGAUGAGCAACCCUGGAGAAGUGUGCUCCUCACUGAACCUGUGUCAGUCCCUUCAGAAGUACUUGGCAGAGCAAAACCACCAGAAACAGCUGGAGUCCAACAAGAUCCCGGAGGUGGACAUGGCCAGUGUGGUAGCCCCCUUCAUGGCCAACAUCCCUCUCCUGCUGUACCCUCAGGAUCACCCUCACAGCCAGCCCCAGGCUAAGGCCAGCGAGGAUGUCUGCCAGGACUGUGUGAAGCUGAUAACUGACAUCCAGAAUGCUGUGAGGACCAACUCUACCUUCGUUCAGAGCUUGGUGGAGCAUGUCAAGGAGCAGUGUGACCGCCUGGGGCCCAGCAUGGCUGACAUGUGCAAGAACUACAUUAACGAGUAUUCUGGUGUUGCCGUCCAGAUGUUGAUGCACAUGCAACCUAAGGAAAUUUGUGCACUGUUUGGCUUCUGUGAUGAGGUCAAGAAGGUGCCGAUGAAGACUCUGGUCCCCGCCAAUGUGGCCAUCAAGAACAUCCUCCCUGCCCUGGAACUGAUGGAGCCCCAUGAGAAGGAUCUGAUGCAAAAUGCGAUUUUCUGCCGGGCUUGUCAGUUUCUGAUGCAGAAGGUGUCUGAACUGGUUGCCAACAAUGGCACUGAGGAACUAUUAAUUAAAGGUUUGGGCAACGCAUGCUCACUGCUCCCCCCUCCUUCUUCAACCAAGUGCCAGGAGGUGGUAGAGACAUACGGCCCUUCCUUGCUGGAUAUCCUUCUGCACGAGGUGAGCCCAGACUUGCUGUGUAGUGCAUUCCUCCUCUGUUCUGCUAGCCCUGAUUCGCUGGAGACACUUGAGCAGCCUGCAUUGCCCCUUGUACCUGCACUGCCAAAAGAGACCGAGUUGCCCAAACAGUCUGCAUUGCGCGCACAUGUGUCUCCUCAGAAGAAUGGUGGGUUCUGUGAGGUGUGCAAGAAACUGGUCGGCUAUUUGGAACACAACCUGGAGAAAAACAGCACGAAGGAAGAGAUACUGGCUGCACUUGAAAAGGGUUGUAGCUUUCUGCCCGACCCCUACCAGAAGCAGUGUGAUGAAUUUGUUGCUGAGUAUGAGCCCUUGCUAGUGGAAGUCCUUGUGGAAGUGAUGGAUCCUUCCUUUGUGUGCUCGAGAAUUGGAGCUUGCCCUUCUGCGUAUAAGCUGUUGCUGGGAACUGAGAAGUGUGUGUGGGGCCCUAGCUAUUGGUGUCAGAACAUGGAGACUGCAGCCCGAUGCAAUGCUGUCGACCAUUGCAAACGCCAUGUGUGGAACUAGUUUUCCAGCUUGCAGAAGUUGCCUACUUGUGCGUCUAGGGUAGCACCCAGAUCUAUUUGACUUCAUAAUAAGUAGGAACCCCCCUUUUUUGGUCUGUCUCCCAUCGCUCCCCUUUACUAGAGGAUUGCUGUCUAGUGUCAUGUCUAGCCCCUUCAGAGUCCCCUUUCUGUUUGAAGGAUGAGGACAUUUAGGCAUCAGCUCCUCGGUUGCCCUUUCACCCACCUGCUGGAGGAGGGUGGUGAGCCAGAGGGCAGAGGCAUUUCCUGAGGCCUAACUUGGUGUGUAGGAGGUAUGGUGGGAGCUGCCUACCUUCCUGUGGUACCAAGGAGUUUUUUUGAAUGAUUAGAAGCACAGAAUUGUCAGGCCUUUAGAAUAAUGGAGCUGCCAUUGUCACAGCACAGAGCUUUCGGAAGCACCCGCUUGGGCCCUUGCUAUCCAUAGGCUACUCUUUCGCUCUGCUUUCCUGUCUUCCUGUCUGCCUUGUUGGGGGUUCUGUGGGGUGGGGUGGGGCGGGGAGGGGAAAGUUCUGAAUGUAACUUGCCCGUGCCGUGUGGUGCUCUUGUGGUCCUGGCCUUUUGUGUGUGAAACGUGUGAACAGUGGUCUCUGCCUGGCUGUGGGGCCCCUGCACCCCCCUUUCCUACCUUGUAGCUCUUCCUGUUGAACUGCCCUUUCACCUCAUCAUUGGAGGAAGUGCCUGCCUAUCAGUGGGUGAUGAGCUAAGGGGUCUCUGUGUACAGGAACUGCAUGGAAUCUUGGAUGGCUGAAACUUCCUGUGCCUCCGGUUGCCAGGAGACAGCCAGCAGGAUGGGCAUGUGCAGUUACAUGGACCUAGAUUUUGUUUUGCACUAAAGUUUCUAUGACUGAAUAAAGUUCUGUUAAUCAGG
This is a messenger RNA of Meriones unguiculatus (Mongolian gerbil), 2647 nucleotides long. RefSeq names its product prosaposin (gene Psap). Gene Ontology annotation, cellular component: lysosome. The coding region runs from base 119 to 1762 and encodes 547 amino acids. NCBI's taxonomy places the organism in Eukaryota, Metazoa, Chordata, Mammalia, Rodentia, Muridae. The record is from RefSeq and is a predicted model, not a curated record. Gene Ontology annotation, biological process: sphingolipid metabolic process. The transcript is spliced from 14 exons.